AUGAAAUACUUAGUUGUUUUGGCUUUAGUCCUCGCUUUGUCUUCUGCUUUGAUCACUGUACCAAUCAGAAAGCCUCAAGAAAACACUCUCUAAAAAUUAUUGAGAGUUAACUCUUUGAAGGGUAACAUCCAAGCUUUACUCAACAAGCUUUUCCCCUCCAACAUGGUUUCCUCAUGGCCCGAAGUUAAGAUUAACAACUAUAUGGAUGCUUAAUACUUUGGUGAAGUCUCCAUUGGUACCCCCGCUUAAACUUUCACUGUUAUUUUCGAUACUGGUUCUUCCAACCUUUGGGUUCCCUCUUCUGAAUGUGGUCUCUUGUCCGUUGCUUGCCAAUUACACAAGAAGUACAACGCCAAGAAGUCCAAAACCUACUAAAAGAAUGGUACCGAAUUCUCCAUCAAAUACGGUUCUGGUAGCGUUGCUGGUCACUGGUCUGAAGAUACUGUCUCCCUUGCUGGUCUUGAAGCCACUGGUGUUCUCUUCGGUGAAGCCACUACAUUGAACGGUGUCUCCUUCCUUGCUUCCAAGUUCGACGGUAUUUUGGGUAUGGCCUUCUCUGCUAUCUCCAUCGACCACAUCCCCCCUGUCUUCUAAGUCCUCAUGACUGAAGGAAAGGUUUCUGAUGGUUCUUUCUCUUUCUUCUUAACCGACAAGGCUGGUGAAGAAGGUUCCGCUUUGGUUUUGGGUGGUGUUGAUCCCUAAUUCGCUGCUUCUGACUUCAAGUACUACCCCGUCACCCUUGAAGCCUGGUGGGUUAUUGCUGUUUCCAAGGUUACUUUGGGCAACAAGACUUACUAACUUACCAACUCCAUCGUCGACACUGGUACCUCCGUCUUAGUUGGUCCCAAGGCUAUCGUUUCUGACAUGGUCAAGAGUCUCCCCAACAAGGGUGCUCAAGCUGUUGACUGCUCUACCAUCAGCAAGUUCCCCAACUUGACCUUCACUAUUGGUGGUGAUGACUACGUCUUAGCCCCCACUGACUACAUCCUCUAGGUUACCGCCUAAGGUCAAACUGAAUGUGUUUUGGGUAUCCAAGGUAUGGACUUACCUUCCCCCAUUGACAACGCCUUCAUUUUGGGUGACUCUUUCAUUCACAAGUUCUACACUCACUUCGAUAUGGCCAACAAGAGAGUCGGUUUUGCUCUUGCCAAGCACGACUGA
Molecule: messenger RNA, 1161 nt
Organism: Tetrahymena thermophila SB210
Lineage: Eukaryota; Ciliophora; Oligohymenophorea; Hymenostomatida; Tetrahymenidae
Product: eukaryotic aspartyl protease
Exons: 2
Biological process (GO): proteolysis
Molecular function (GO): aspartic-type endopeptidase activity
Source: RefSeq, a predicted model, not a curated record